This is a messenger RNA of Tetrahymena thermophila SB210, 615 nucleotides long. Its product is annotated as transmembrane protein, putative. Lineage: Eukaryota; Ciliophora; Oligohymenophorea; Hymenostomatida; Tetrahymenidae. The transcript has a single exon. The record is from RefSeq and is a predicted model, not a curated record.
AUGGAACAAAAAGAUAUAAAGAACACUUUAAUAGUUAAUGAAGCAAAAAUAAAAAAGGCAAGAUAUUUACUGGUAAUCUUGCUAAUUAUGGAAAUAUUAGUUAGCAUUUUAAAAUUAAAAUUAUCAAUUUUUUAUUUUUAUGGAGAAAUGAUUUGUUUAAUAAUAUUAAUUCCUAUCAUUUAUAACAUGCAAUAUAAUGAUUGUGUUUUACAUGCUGUUCUUAUUUUAUUCAACUUCCUAAUUAUGGUAAACUACUUUAUUUAAACCUUGAUAAAAUCUUCUCGCUUCUUGAGUUUAAACUCUCCAUAGAUACUCAUUUCUUAUAUUUCUUUUGGAUUUUACACAAUAGAUCUAGUCUUUAUAUUUUCUGUAUACAGGAUAUUAAAGUCAAACAGCUAUUAUUAACUACUAUAUUGCUCGCUAUAAAAUAAUAACCAAGUAAGAAAUAAUAAUAGCAAUAAUAUAAAAAACAUAGAUCAAAUCAAAGCUUCAACUGAAAAAAAAGAAAAUAUUAUAUAAUAAUCAGUAGAAUAAUUUUAGCUAAUAAAUAAAAGUCAAUAAUAACAAUCUAAUACAAAUAAGUAAUUAGGACUUUUCUCUAAUUUAAAAAUUUGA